AUGGAGGCAGAGGCGGAGAACACCAGCUCCCCAUUCCAGGACCUUCCUCUCCUACUGAACGUCACCAAUGUGACGACUUCGGACGAUGAUUCGGGUCCCGGUGUUGGGGGCAUCCUCAUCCCUCUUAUCUACAUGAUUGUUUGCGUAAUCGGUCUGGGUGGGAAUACACUGGUUAUCCACAUUGUCCUGCAUCACUCCAAGAUGGAAUCCGUGACAAACAUGUACAUCCUCAACUUGGCCAUCGCCGAUGAGCUCUUCAUGCUGGGCCUUCCCUUCCUGGCUGUGCAGAACUCCCUGCAGGCGUGGCCGUUCGGGUCGUUCAUGUGCCGCCUAGUGAUGACGGUGGACUCCAUCAACCAGUUCACCAGCAUUUUCUGCCUGACCGUCAUGAGUGUAGACCGCUACGUGGCGGUGGGGCACCCCGUCCACUCGGCCCGGUGGCGCCGGCCCCGCGUCGCCAAGGUAGUCAAUGGCACCGUGUGGGCGCUCUCUUUCUUAGUGGUCCUGCCUGUGGUGGUGUUCGCCAACAUCCAUAAAACAGGCGGAACCUGCAACAUCCUGUGGCCGGCCCCAGCCAAGGUGUGGAGGGCGGCAUUCAUCGUCUACACAUCCACAGUGGGCUUCCUGUGUCCCCUGCUCAUCAUUUGCCUCUGCUACCUGCUCAUCGUCUUCAAGGUGCGGAGCUCGGCCAAGAAGGUCCAUGUUGCCUCUGCCAAGCGCCGCAAAUCGGAGCGCAAGGUAACCCGCAUGGUGGUGAUUGUGGUGGCAGUCUUUGUCUUGUGCUGGUUCCCCUUCUAUGCACUUAACGUGCUCAACCUGCUGGUGGCGCUGCCCGGCGAGUACCAAGGGUUGUACUACUUUGUGGUGGUGCUGGGCUACGCCAACAGCUGCGCCAAUCCCGUGGUCUACGGCUUCAUGUCGGACAACUUCAAGAGGGGUUUCCGUAAAGCCCUCUGUCGUGCCACCCGCAAAGUGGAGAACCAUCACCAAGACCACCAGGACACCCAGAACCAGGUGCCACAGGAGGGCAGCAAGCCGGCACCGGUGCCCCGGGAGAGUCUUAGACGAGGACUCCGUGAAGAUGACGACAUCUCGGAAAUGAUGCAAGUCUUCAGAAACGGACAAAACGGAAUUACAGACUGCCCGUCUCAGAGUCUAGAGCCUUUGUUGGCCGAUCACGAGGCUGCGGAAAUAAGUUCCCAGGGAAAAACAUUGGACCUGAGAAGCACAGAUCUCAGUCGGAGGGACCUCGUGGCCGGCGAGGCAUCGCUAUCGUGA
Molecule: messenger RNA, 1278 nt
Organism: Syngnathoides biaculeatus (alligator pipefish)
Lineage: Eukaryota; Metazoa; Chordata; Actinopteri; Syngnathiformes; Syngnathidae
Product: somatostatin receptor type 5-like
Exons: 2
Coding region: 1-1278 (425 amino acids)
Biological process (GO): neuropeptide signaling pathway
Cellular component (GO): neuron projection; membrane
Molecular function (GO): somatostatin receptor activity; neuropeptide binding
Source: RefSeq, a predicted model, not a curated record